ACAUGUUUUACACGGUAAGAGUAUAUAUAUAUAUAAACAUGCUUUACACUGUUAGUUAUCAAUCUUACAGAUCUUGUAUUAUUGUGUGCCAAAAAUGAACAAUAUCGUACUAACAUUUGUAUGCUUGAGUUUUCAAUGCCUUCAUGCAAGGACAGAUAUAUACUCUGGACGACUGCGAAAACCGAAAUUACAAACGUGUACAAGCUCCAUGGAGUGUCAUAAAAGAAUGUGUUGCAGAGACAAUGACAGAAAUCUUGUUGGUGUAGAAGAUUUAGGAGUGGCAGCAAUUUUGGGUAUUGGAACGUGCUCGAAACUGAAAAGUGGACCUGGUGAAGUAUGUCUGGACCAAUGUGGUUGCAAACGAGGAUACAUGUGUUAUCGUACAGUUUCCGGUGUCUGUUGUCCUCCAAAGACCUGCUGGGAGCGCAAGAAGGCAUUGGCUGAUAAAGAAUUCUGGGAUAACUGCAGACCUCCUACAUGUUUCUUUCCACCGUCUGCCAACCCAAGCAAUGGGAAACAAGGAGGGCUAUAGAAAAAAGUUGCUAUUUAAAGCUUGUAUUAUUUGUUUCCUUUGUGUUUGUUUUAUAAAGAAAAUGCUGUUAAACAUGGUUGUACCAUAUUCCACAUCAAAGGCUAACAUUUUCUGCUUUGUUAAUACUGUUUAUACUGAUGUUAGCAAAAUAAGUGACGCAUAUACGCUUGAAUUUUCGUAAGAACAUGUACAUCGGUUUUGAUUUAAUUUUCUGUAUGUAAUUGUAAUAACCACAACUCUUGUUAAUACAAAUUUUAGUGAACAUCG
This is a messenger RNA of Ruditapes philippinarum (Manila clam), 799 nucleotides long. RefSeq lists its product as uncharacterized. The coding region runs from base 95 to 532 and encodes 145 amino acids. The transcript is spliced from 4 exons. The record is from RefSeq and is a predicted model, not a curated record. Lineage: Eukaryota; Metazoa; Mollusca; Bivalvia; Venerida; Veneridae.